AUGUUCACCAGAUUAGGUACCAAUGCUGUUCGUACAGCUUCUCGUCAAACAAGAAACUAUGCCACUUUACGUGAUAUUGAAACUCGUUUAAAAUCAAUUAAAAACAUUGAAAAAAUUACAAACACCAUGAAAAUUGUUGCUUCAACAAGAUUAUCAAAAGCUGAACGUGCUAAAAACACCGCAAGAGUUUAUGAUGCUGCUGAUCGUGAAGUUUAUAAACAUGCUGAAACUGCAGCUGUUGAAUCUGAACAACCAAAAAAUUUAUUAAUUGUUGUUUCAUCUGAUAAAGGUUUAUGUGGUUCUAUUCAUUCUUCAAUCGCUAAAGCUACUAGAAAAAGAAUUGCUGAAUUAAACAACAAUGUUGAUGUUGUUGCUAUUGGUGAUAAAGUUAGAACUCAAUUAAACAGAACUAAUGCUGAUAACUUAGUUUUAGCUUUCAACGGUGUUGGUAAAGAAACUCCAACUUUCACUGAUGCUGCUUUAAUUUCUGAUGAAAUUUAUCAAUUAAGUGAUAAAUAUUCAAAUGUUGAAAUUUUCUACAAUAAAUUUGUUUCAGGUGUUUCAUUCGAACCAACUAUCAAACCAUUAUUCGAUGCUGAAGCCAUUGAACAAUCACCAGCUUUAUCUCAAUAUGAAACUGAUCAAGAUGCUAAAGUUCCAGAAACUUUAUCAGAAUUCUCAUUAGCCAAUGCUAUUUACACUUCAUUAGCUGAUGGUUAUGCUUCAGAAGUUUCAGCAAGAAGAAAUGCGAUGGAUAACGCUUCAAAGAAUGCUGGUGAUAUGAUUACCAGAUACUCUAUCUUAUAUAACAGAACCAGACAAGCUGUCAUUACCAAUGAAUUGGUUGAUAUUAUUACUGGUGCUUCUUCAUUAGAUUAG
This is a messenger RNA of Hansenula ciferrii, 879 nucleotides long. RefSeq names its product F1F0 ATP synthase subunit gamma (gene ATP3). Bases 1 to 879 code for a protein of 292 amino acids. Gene Ontology annotation, molecular function: proton-transporting ATP synthase activity, rotational mechanism. The transcript is spliced from 2 exons. Lineage: Eukaryota; Fungi; Ascomycota; Saccharomycetes; Phaffomycetales; Wickerhamomycetaceae. Gene Ontology annotation, biological process: proton motive force-driven ATP synthesis. The record is from RefSeq and is a predicted model, not a curated record.